UCUCCGUACAUUUCUCAAAUAUCCACACCUACUUCAAUCCUGUCUAAGCGUGUAUCAAUUAGAUUAGCUGGUGUAAAUAAAUAUAAAGAUUAUCCUUACACCAAAUUCAAAUUCUUUUCAACUGAUACCGAAAAUGAUAUUCAUCAAGAAAUCUCGAGGGCGUUUUCUGUAGAAAGGUUUUCUUUAGUCAAUGAAAAAGAAGAUUGUAUCAUUACUGGAAGUUGGUAUUCGUUAGAGGAUAAUACCACUUAUAGUCUUAUCAAACGAGAUAGUACGGAUGCAAAGAAAAAUUGGCCUGAAACUGAUGAGAAUGAGAAUCUUGCUGAGGAUGAUAUAUGUAAUGCUAAGAAAGCGCGUUCCAACCGCGCAUCUAAAAGAACUAAAUUCGAAACUUCUGACGAUAUGAAAAUUUCCAGUGUUAUUAACGACAUCCAAGUCUUUAAACCUAUUAUUAAAAGUAAUAUUGAUCUCACAACUAUUUCAGAGUUUGUUUCAAUAGAUUCAACCUUUUCUCCUGGAACAUCUGCUACAGCAUAUAUUGAAGUCGAUCGACUGCUUUCCCUGCUUGAAAAGAAAAAAACUAAAAUUGAUUGCAUAUUACAAUCACAGCAUGUAUAUGCGUUUGAAGUUAUAGAAAAAUUAGUAGCACCUACUGAUCCAGAUGUGAAUAAUAGCAAUAGUGCACAAGGAUCAUCUAGCAGUAACGAUACAUCUCCUCCUGGAAAUAAUGUUCAAAACGGAUCAUUUAGUAGCGAUGAUACAUCUCCUUCUGGAAAUAGUGCACAAACUGGAUCAUUUAGCAUAACAUCAGCUAGCAGAAUUGUUACUAGAGAAAAUUUAGAAAUAUUUCAAGAAUUUGACAUUGUUGCUGCUAUCUGUGCUAAUGUUACCCAGAAACAACCGAAGAUUUUAGAAUUUUUUGUUGAUGUAAAAGAUUGUGGAAUGGGGCCUAUGCUAAGUGAAAAUUCAUCACUUCACAAGUUGGGUCUUGGUUAUUUUCUUGACUCUGUUAUAAUAGAAGUCUCUCCAGCCGCACGUCACAAUCGUAUGAUAAUAUGGAAGGCUGUUACUCAACCAGAGCAACAAAACAGGGUUACUAAGGUUUCUACAAGUCAUGAGAAAAGCAAAGGGAUUAAGGGACAAGUCAGUGGAACGGGAAUUAAAAUGGGAGUUAGUUAUGAUAAAAAGAAGAUGCUCAACACUGAAAAAAUGGGAUAUGAGUGGGAAAUAAAGCUCGACGGAUGUUUAACAACCGGAGUGCGCUGGUCAUACUUUCGUGAGGAUGAUAGCUAUACAAAUAAUUUUGCUCCAAGUAUUCAUACUGGAAAGUGGCAUAUUUUAGACAAGAUGAAUGGGUUUACUAUAAAAAUUACACAAGUAGUCGAUUUUAAAUUUUCUUGUAAGAAUUGGAUCAAGAAACCAAAGUUGAUAAAACAAUGCCCGAAGAUGGCUCAUGUAUUGAAAAUAUCCUUUGACAACCUUAAUAAUUUUGAUGAAUAUUUUGAAGAACUUAAUACAACACACUAUGAACAAAAUGAUCUUAUUUAUAAUUUAAAAAAUAAAGACUUUCAUAAUGAAGAUACACGACAACAAGAAGGCAUAAACGAUUUUACGGUGACCCGUUCAUUUUUGAAACGAAAUGAAUAA
Molecule: messenger RNA, 1647 nt
Organism: Dentiscutata erythropus
Lineage: Eukaryota; Fungi; Glomeromycota; Glomeromycetes; Diversisporales; Gigasporaceae
Source: the annotation of a GenBank genome assembly